CGGUCACAUGAUCUUUGGAUGUUCGCCGUCACAUCCAGCCGCUGAUGGUGUCGAAUGGUCCACUUCGAGUGUAACCACAGGCUAGCAGAUAGAGAAACAAUGGAUUUUAACGUGAAAAAAUUAGCCUCCGGUGCUGGAGUGUUUUUCACACGAGCUGUUCAGUUCACAGAGGAGAAACUGGGCCAGGCGGAGAAGACUGAGUUGGAUGCUCACCUUGAGAACCUGAUGAGCCGCGCAGACUGCACCAAACACUGGACUGAGAGAAUCUACAGGCAGACUGAGGUCCUGCUGCAGCCCAACCCAAGUGCCAGAAUUGAGGAGUUUCUCUAUGAAAAAUUGGACAGGAAGGUACCAUCCAGAAUUACCAAUGGCGAGCUUUUGGGUCACUAUAUGCAAGAUGCAGCCAAGGAAUUUGGUCCUGGAACUCCAUAUGGAAGUACUUUGAUAGAGGUGGGGGAAUGUGAGAGACGAUUAGGAGCGGCAGAGAGGGAGUUCCUCCAGACAUCAGCCAUCAGCUUUCUUACCCCUCUCAGGAAUUUUCUGGAAGGAGACUGGAGGACCAUUUCAAAAGAACGGCGUCUUCUGGAGAACCUUCGCCUGGAUCUGGAUGCCUGUAAAACACGUCUGAAGAAGGCCAAGGUGGCUGAGGCAAAGGCUGCAAUGGCUCCAGAUUUUCAGGAGACCAGACCUCGCAACUAUGUGCUUUCCGCCAGUGCCUCUGCGCUCUGGACUGAGGAAGUGGACAAAGCUGAACAUGAGCUCCGAGUGGCCCAAACAGAAUUUGACCGCCAAGCAGAGGUUACACGGCUGCUUUUGGAGGGCAUCAGUAGUACACAUGUGAACCACUUGCGCUGCCUGCAUGAGUUUGUGGAGGCCCAAGCAGCUUACUAUAAACGGUGUCAUCUCCACAUGCAAGAACUACAGAAAGAACUGGGAAGGCUUCCCAAUACUUUUGCCCUGAACUCCUCUCACUCCAUGGCUGCUGCUGGCUCUGCAUCAGAAGACACCAGCAGCCCUGUGGAGACAGACACGCUCAAGAUUGAGGAAGUUCAGGCGCCAGCUACGGGAACCCGCAAAGCCAAAGUCCUUUAUGAUUAUGAUGCUGCUGACUCCAGUGAGCUCUCCCUUUUAGCUGACGAGCUCAUUACGGUUUACACAGUGCCAGGAAUGGACUCUGAUUGGCUGAUUGGAGAGAGAGGAAACCAAAAAGGAAAAGUGCCUGUCACCUACCUGGAGCUGCUCAGCUAAAGAAUACACAUGAACAAAUGCAGUCACUCACACACAUACACACGCAUGUGUGUGAGUGUGUACUACUAAAGCCAUGAGGAUAUUUUAUUCACUGAAAUUAAUUUCACACUCUUCACUAAGCUGUGACCUGCAAUAGCACAUCUUCACUGUAAGCAUUAGCAAAUUUAAGUUAAAAACACACACAUACUCAUCCAUGUGCUUCUGAACAGUACAUCGACAUGAGACUGACAGCAGUGAUACUGGAGACAAAGAGUGCAGGAAAAUCCCCAUGUGAUGCUUAACAUUCCUUUAAUAUUUGUUUGGUGAUGACAGAUUUUUUUUUUCUUUUUUUUCCUGCUGUUGUUGUACAUCUCGUUGGUUUUCCAUGGUUGGAUGAAGUUAAUGUGUGACACAUUAACUUCAGUGCAGUUUAUUUAAUAAAAAUAAGAAGUGUCUUUAUUCUCUCCUUAAGCCCCAUUUGUUCAUAAACUAACUGAUGGAAACAAAUUCAAGAGUUAGGUGCGCCUCUAAAAUAUGAAUUCACCAUGAUGCCCAGAAAUACUUUUGAGCCAUAUCUGUGCAAUUAUGCUUCAGAGUUAGAAGUAUAAGUUUGCACUAAUCUGUCUCUGAGUGAAGAAAUGUUUGAUGAGUUUUACCAGGGAGCGGUACACAUAAUACAAGCAUGCAGUAACACCUGGUUUACUACCCUGGUUAAAGAUAUGAUGUAAAGUCUUAUCUUUUAGUACAGUUCAUCUCAGUGUGGCAGACACUCCUCAUUGAAGAAGUGAAAACAAAUGUGGGUGCCAGACAACAUACUUUUGUGACCACACCGUGACUUCUGGCUCACUUAUUUUGUGUUGACGUGUGAGAUUUCCUGUAAUUACCCGGUGUGGAUGGGGAAACCAUUCAUGUCACGUUAUGAUUUAUUUUAGAUCCAUUAAUAAAUAUGAAACAUGUGACUGCUUCCUAAUUUUUGUGCAGACAUGUGUUCUGUUCUUUCCCUUUCUUCCAUUACGACAUUAACAGAAUUGUAUUUCUUACAUCUUUUUUAUGCUUGGGGGAAGUAUACAUGACAAAGAGCUUACACUUGAGAACAAUAUUUAUCAAACAGAAAAUAAAGGUUUCGUGCAUGUUUUAUUACCCUUAAUUUUUGCCUAACUGCUGAUUGAAUGUAAUUCAAAAACUUCGUGGAUUUUUUUUUUUUUUUUCCCUGCCAUGCCUUUCGAAGAUGUCCCAUCAAAGAAUAUGAACACCUGGGGCCUCAUUUAUAUAUAAAAAAAAAUCUUAGAUCUUCUGAUGGUAUGCUUGAUUCAUUAAAGUUUGAUUCAUUAAAGAUGCUGAGUACAAAAACUUUGCUUAAGAUAUCGCUUCCAGGUUCGAAUCCCGGUCUGGGCCCUUCUAUGUGGAGUUUGCAUGUUCUCCCUGUGCCUGCGUGGGUUUUCUCUGGGUUCUCCGGCUUCCUCCCACAAUACCAAAAACAUGCACAUUAGGUUAACUGGCUACUCUAAAUUGCCCCUAGGUGUGAGUGUGAGAGUGUGUGGUUGUCUGCGAUUGACUGGCGACCAGUCCAGGGUGUACCCCGCCUCUCGCCCGCAGUCAGCUGGGAUAGCCACGCUCUCUUUUCCAGACCAUUCAUUCUCGUUACAUUGCUAUUAAAACUUAUGCAAAGUUCACCAAAGACUUGGAUGCAUAUGGGUCCCAAAUUGCAAUAUCCCUACAUCACCAUCAGGAAAGUCAUGCUAAGACUUUGCUUAGAGAUGAGAUCAUUUCUGCGUUAAAGCAAGGUUUUAUAAUAGCUACUAUACAUGGUUUUCUGCUUAUGUCAUGCUUAAGAUUAAAACUGAUUCCAAAUCUGUUUUAUACGUGAGACCCCCAGGCAGCAAAUAAACACAAACACUCCCAUCCUAACUGCCUUAAGAUAAUGGGAAUGAACUCCCAACAUGUACAAACCAGAGAAUGUGCUCUUCACAACAUUAUGUCCAGAGGCUUAUAAUGUAUACCACAUUUGGCAUGCAAGAUUGAAACUCAUUCUAAUCUCGUGUAUGUGUGAUCUUGGUUUGCCCUUGAGUGUUUUUGGAAUUCAUGACAAUGUAGUCUGUUGCUGUUAUGUCUGUUACUUUAAACUGUCUUAGUGCUGCAUGUGCUGCAGCUGGUAACCUCUCCUGCUGGACGUGUGUGUGUGUGUGUGUGCAUACGACUAUAUGACGCAGCUGUUUGUGUGAGAUCUGGUGCACCAAUUGUAUGCACCAAAACACAUCUACUGUGUAUAUGCAUGCACAUGUCAGUUUUACCAAGCUGAACUCAUGAGUAUUUGUGAAAUGAGCACAGUGUUUGAAAAUGCAAAAAUCUGCCAUCAGAGGAGAAGUGAAUCAGCCCAAAAUCCAGAAAAAAUGCUUUCUUGUUUGCAGUCAGUGGGACAAGCAUGUGAAAGCGGGGUUUGAUAGCUCUUGUUGGCAGAUGAAUGUAGUCCACAUCAUGUAUCCAGCUCUCUUGUGCUCAGUUCACAAAUUUUUGGAGAAUUCUUCUUCACAGAAAUGUUUACUUAUGCUGUUGUGGUUCUGUUUUGCUUUAUCUUGUAUUAACAUUUUAUCACAAUAUGUAUUGCCUGUUCCCUAACCAAGCUGAAUGACUGAAAUAUGUGGGAUUUAAUUAAAAGUCAGGUUUAUUUGAUCUCA
Scatophagus argus is the source of this 3902-nucleotide messenger RNA. Its product is annotated as endophilin-B2-like. Gene Ontology annotation, biological process: membrane organization. The record is from RefSeq and is a predicted model, not a curated record. Gene Ontology annotation, molecular function: protein binding. Lineage: Eukaryota; Metazoa; Chordata; Actinopteri; Scatophagidae. Gene Ontology annotation, cellular component: cytoplasm; membrane. Bases 55 to 1248 code for a protein of 397 amino acids. The transcript has 11 exons.